Scylla paramamosain (green mud crab) is the source of this 4897-nucleotide messenger RNA. RefSeq names its product mucin-2-like. The transcript has 2 exons. The coding region runs from base 342 to 3524 and encodes 1060 amino acids. NCBI's taxonomy places the organism in Eukaryota, Metazoa, Arthropoda, Malacostraca, Decapoda, Portunidae. The record is from RefSeq and is a predicted model, not a curated record.
CACAGCCAGCCAGCCAGCCCGCCAGUCUGCCCGCGGACACCACCACCACCACACGCAUCACCACUAUCAUCAUCACCACCACCACCACCACCACCACAGCCCGGUUGGGAGAGAAACUUCGGUGGAGGGAAGGAAAAAAAUAUGCCUUUCUUCUCUCCUUCCUCAGACAAGAUGUGAGAGAGGAGAGAGACAGGGAGAGAGAGACAGAGAUAAAUUGAGAGACAGAAAAGAGAGAUAGACAGUGAUACAAAAAGGAGAUAAUUUUGAAUGACCAUAUAAAGAUUGUGUUUGUGCGUGUGUUUGUUUUUUUGUUUUGUUUGUUCGUUCGUCCGCCACUUGUCAUGACUUCGUUAUUUCAAAGACUGGUGAUGGUGGCAGCGAGCGCCUGGUGUGCGGGCGUGGUUGCGGGCGCCAGCCAGCGCCUGGUGGUGGAGCAGGGCGGCUACGCGCGCCUCAUGGCUUCCCCACCGCCCCUGGCUGACCUCACGCUGGCCGCCUGGGUCAACGUGACGGCCUUCCCAGAGGGCAUCGCCCCCAUACUCACGCUGGUGGCCCCCGACGCACAGUCCCAGACAGCAUUCUUCCUGCGCCACGACGGCGUGGGCGUGCUGUGGGGCGGUCCCUCCGGCGUACCCGCCCACCCCCUGGAUCGCGUGGAUCGUCACCCACGCACACGCUGGGCGGCGGCACCCUCCCGACACAGGCGCGAGGCCAUCGACUACAGCCGUGGCCUGGGGGACAUCGUGGACCUGCUGGCGGACCCUCGCAGCGGCCGCUCCUACGACAAGUGGUCGCCCUACGGCUUUGUUGACGUGGACCAGAUGGGCGUGGAUGACCUGCAGGCCGCCCCUUCCAGCCUGUCUGAGGGCCUGCACAUCCUGCCGGUGCGGGAGGGCGUGGCGCGUUCAGAGUCGUACAGUGACUGGACCAACGUGCCCUACGAGCUCACCAUGCUGGAGAGCGGCCGCCCCACGAUCAUCACGGAGCCCUCGGGGGCUGACGACUUCGUGUUCUUCAACUGGAACGUGCCGCCCGCCGCGCCGCAGACCAUCCCCGAGUCCCCCAACCAGUGGUCCCCCAUCUGGCGCGACAAGACACCGCGCCCCCUGCCCAAGACCCGGGCCAAGGCGACCCCCAAGACUGAGGUGCCCGCCCCCCACACCGACAGGCCCGGGGGCUGGAGCUCCCAGGUGGAGGAGGUCAAGCUGGAGCUGAGCGGCUGGCGGCCCCAGCCCAUCCUGGGCCCCGUGGUGGUGACCCCGCCCCGCCCCGCCGACCCACCCGCCGCGCCCAUCCUCAGGCCCUCGCCCCAGCCCGGCCAGUCCCGCCGCCCCGCCCCCACACCCCACCCCACCGCUGCUCCCACCACCACAACCACCACCACCACCACCACCACCACCACCACCACAGAGUUCCCCACCACAAAGGCCACCACCAAGGGCAAGCCCACCACCACCUCCCCCAAGCGCCCCGCCGCGAUCACCACCUUCCGUACCACGCGCCCCAUCUCCGACCCCUCCCCCUUCACCCGCUACACCACCCGCAGGUUUACUGCCGCGCCCACCACCACCCCCUCUCGCAAGACGCGCCCCACCGUGCCCGCCUCGCGCCAGCCCCCGAGGAUGCCCCUGUGGAAGCUCAUCAAAAACCCCGGCAUGGCGCACCACCACGCCGCCACCAAGCCCAAGAUCCCAGCCUUCCCCGCCACCACGCCGCCCCUCCCCACCACCACCACUACCACCACCGCGAGACCCAGCACCACCACCGCAAGACCCACCACCACAAGACGCACCACCACCACUCCCUUCACCACCCCUACCACCACAACCACCCGCGCUCCUCAAACCACGCCAGCCACAACCACCCGCGCCACCACCCGCAGGCCGCCCGUCCCUCGCCCGCCGCCCACCACAGACAAGCUGCACGUGGGCGGCCAGAAGUCCAAGGUGUCGGUGUGGUCGACGCGCAAGCCCGCGCCACGCCCCGACAAGUGGUCCAGCGACGCCAGCAUCGCGCCGCGCCACGUGCAGGAGUUCCGGCGCGCCAUGGAGCGAGCCCAGGCGGUGCGUGACGGCGACACCGCAGUGGUGUACUCCGUGCCCAUCACCGACGUGGAGGCCUUCAACGCCAUGUACCGCCAGUACCAGCAGCAGGAGACGCGCCACCCCGCUGCGCCCUCAGAGGACGAGGACAACCCUAACCGUCUGAGCGACGACCUCGGCCUGCUGCCAGACUACCAGGAGACCGUGGCCCCCGCGGUGUUGCGGGAGGAGGAGGCGGUGCUGGCACCCACGGAGGAGCCCCUGCCGCCCACCCCACCUCGAGGCUCGGCGGUGGUCACGGAGGGACGCCCACCCUCCAUCAGUGAGCCCACGCCCCCGCCACCUACCAAGCACUGGCCACACUUCACUGGGGCCAGCCGCGGCGAGCUGCGCGGCGACCAGCGGCCCCCCGUCACCCACUACCAGCCAUCCCCCACUCGCCUGCCCCUCAGCCCCACGACCCACGCUCCGCCCCCGCCCACGACCACCAGACGCCUUGUGACAAAGCCUACCACCACCACCACCACCACCACCACCACCACCACCACACGGCCUCCACCCACCACGCCUGCUUCCCCCGACCCAGCCACCCUCCCUCCCCGGGUGUUCCCCGCCUACACCCCCAUAGUCCGCCUCCCUCCCCAGGAGCACAGCCCGCCGGCUGUCUCCUCCUCCUUUGCUGUGUUCCACGAGCCCGAGGCGUCCCUUGCCCUGCCGGCAGUGCAGGAGUCAGGCGUGCCCGCCUCCCACUACCAGGAGGCGGCACCGCUGUUCCUGGAGCAGCUACCGCCCCAGUACAUCAAGCCUGAGGACCUGCCGCGCCCGCUGGCUACCACGCGCCGCGAGGACGCCGAGCGCCUUGAGGAGCUCAUCUUCAGCGCUGACCCGGAGGAAUUGCUGCGCCGCGGCCUGCUGCCUCGCCCCGUGCACUACGUCAGCACCCAGGACGAGGCCAACCAGUGGGUGCAGCAGCAGUACCAGAGCAGGGGCGGCGCCUCCCAGGAGCCUCCUCUGCCUGCCGCCAACAUACUAUCGCGGGAGGAGCCUAAGACCGCCCCACGCCAGGACGGAGGCUUCCACUUCAAGAAGCUGCCCUUUGACUUCCGCCCCAACGAGUGGUACCACGUGGCCUUCAGCUGGAGCAGCCGCGACCACCAGGCGGCGGUGCACAUCAACGGGCGCCUGGUGGGCACGCUGAGCGGCGUGCUAGCGGGGCGCGAUGCGCUGCCUGGCGGCGGCCUCACCGUGGUGGGCCACACGCUACUGCCUGACCUCACAGACUUCGAUCCCACCUCACACUUCCAGGGCGAGAUCAGCGAGCUGAGCGUGUGGGACGCGAGGCUGGACGAGGCGCAGGUGCAGGACGUGUACCGCUGCGGCCCCCCGCCCCCUGCCACUCCCGCCCUCGACUGGCACCAGCUCUCCAUGAGGUUCUACGGCGAGGUGUCCCUGCGCACGGGCGAGGCUCUGUGCGGGGCAUGAGGCGGGCAGUACCCCACUCCCCCAACAGGUGCCCGGUGAAGCAGUGAGUGUGUGCUCGUAGCGUUACUGCCCCGCCCCGCCAGACAACGCUGGGAGCGGCGGUGCCCUGACUGGACUCUGUGCAGGCACACAGUUCAGUGCCGCUCUGCGCGGGGCUGCUUCCAUCACUUCUGACUCAACGCGCCGCCCCUCGGGCCCCGGGGCGGCGCGGCGCGGACACCACGGUGGGGCUGAGUGGGUAUGGCGCGCUGUGCUCCCUUGUCGGUGACGCGGAAUGGCCCUGCGCGGCUCUCACAACCACCAUCACCAAGGAAGCAUUGCGGCGUCCCUCAGCUACGCCCCCAUCCGCCACCCAGGUUGCGUGGCUGAUGGGGGCGGUGCUGCACCCUCGCGCCCCCUCGGUGUUUCUUCACACUUGUUUACUUGUUAAGCAUUAGUUACUAUUUAUACCCGCCGCCUCAGCCUCGCCCUGCUGUCCCGCCUCUGCGUGUGUGGCCUGGCGGGCGCCUCUCUCAACACCACGCACUGCCUCCCAUCCCUCCACCCUCCAGGCGACACCCCUCAUCUGCAUCCCCAUCACAUCACUCCUCGUAUCACUGCCAUCUUCACGCAUCACAACAGCCUGCCCUCCCCUCCCUCCCUCCUUCCCUCUCUCGUCACGCUGUAGAGUUUAGUUCAUGUUUUGCUCAGAGAUGUAUCGGAUGUCUGCAUUCACGGACACAAGAAUGCCAAGUGUGUACAUGUGAAUGUGGAUACAAGAAUAAAUAAAUAAUAAAUAAUAAAUAAAUAAAUAAAUAAAUAAAUAAAUGUUUUCUUUUUCAUAUAAAUGCGGACAUCUGAUACAUCUCUAUUAAUUUUUGUUGUGGCAUACCCGUGUGUUCUCUCUCUCUCUCUCUCUCUCUCUCUCUCUCUCUCGAAGGAAACUUUCUUUUUGAUAGUGUCUCCUUAAAAUUAUUGUACUUCACAAUUUUGUACAUCGCAUCUGUCCUUUGUUAUUGUGUCUCCUUUCAAAUUAACGUACUUCACAAUUUUGUUUACCGCAUCUGUCCAUUCCUUUGUUAUUGUGUCUCCUUUCAAAUUAUCGUACUCUCCUUCACAGCUUUGUACAUCGCAUCUGCCCUUUCUUUUGUUAUUGCCCCCUUUUCAGCUCCCACGUGUACAUAGAUGUCCUCUUCUCAAAGUUCACCAGGGCAGAAUUGAAUAAAAAUUGGUGUGAUCCUUGAUUUGAAAUACACUGAUAGUAAAGUAUGUUUGGAGUUUUUUUUUUUUUCUAUGGGUGUGAUUUUCAUUUGUAAUACACUAAUAGCAUCGUAUGUUCUGAGGUUUUUUUUUUUUUAUGUGUGAUCUUCAUUUGAAAUAUAUCGAUAGUAUGU